AUCCUAAACUACGUCGUUAAGGGGAACAACUUUCCAAUUUGCUUCGACAAAGGCGCAGCAACUCCGAAGAGGCGGUUCAGCCUGUGUGGUCGCCGUCUCAACGCUUUGGAGCCAUCGCAGUGGAUGUGUUGAAGAAAGCAAAAAUUAGCCGAUUGAGGAAGUUAGUUCGGGAGAGAUUGAAUAAUUCCCCAAUUUGAAGAGUUUUCAAAUCCGGAAGUUCAGGUGCUGACCAGAGGAAAAUGACGACGAUACGCCGAUUCUGUUGCAACGAUCUUCUCCGCUUCGCUUCUGUAAAUUUUGACCAUCUCACUGAAACCUUCAACAUGUCAUUUUAUAUGACAUAUUUGGCGAGAUGGCCAGACUAUUUCCAUGUAGCUGAAGGCCCCGGCAACAAAAUCAUGGGCUACAUUAUGGGUAAAGUAGAAGGGCAAGGUGAGUCUUGGCAUGGACAUGUAACUGCAGUUACAGUGGCUACAGAAUAUCGCAGGCAGCAAUUGGCUAAAAAACUAAUGAACCUCCUAGAAGACAUAAGUGACCAAAUUGACAAAGCAUACUUUGUGGAUCUUUUUGUUAGAGCAUCAAAUACACCAGCUAUAAAGAUGUAUGAGAAGCUUGGGUAUGUAAUCUAUAGACGAGUGCUACGUUAUUACUCUGGGGAGGAAGAUGGCUUAGAUAUGAGGAAAGCUUUAUCAAGGGAUGUUGAGAAGAAGUCGAUCAUUCCCCUCAAACGGCCAGUUACUCCUGAUGAAUUGGAAUAUGAUUAGAUCUCCAUGACAGGUGAAAGUAAGAUGAUGAUGAUGCUUGUAGUUCUCCAGAUGAAAGAAUAAGCUCUUAGAUAAGCUGUUUAAGUUAAUGUCAAAAGAGAUCUAAAAUGUUUUUGACUUCAAUUAUGAUGGUUAGAUUUUUUGGCAUUGAGAACAUUGAAGAAGAGAUGUGCAAGACAUUUUGUGUGUAUGUGUCUUUUUUUCUUUUUUUUUUUUCUCUAUUUGUUCUGGGUUGUUGAUGUUGUAUUUUGUUUAUUUUAAAUGGAAGUCUGAAUUUUGUA
Molecule: messenger RNA, 1045 nt
Organism: Manihot esculenta (cassava)
Lineage: Eukaryota; Viridiplantae; Streptophyta; Magnoliopsida; Malpighiales; Euphorbiaceae
Product: N-terminal acetyltransferase B complex catalytic subunit NAA20
Exons: 7
Coding region: 240-764 (174 amino acids)
Biological process (GO): N-terminal peptidyl-methionine acetylation
Cellular component (GO): NatB complex
Molecular function (GO): protein-N-terminal amino-acid acetyltransferase activity
Source: RefSeq, a predicted model, not a curated record